This is a messenger RNA of Gossypium arboreum, 1797 nucleotides long. RefSeq lists its product as uncharacterized. Bases 1 to 1797 code for a protein of 598 amino acids. The record is from RefSeq and is a predicted model, not a curated record. The transcript is spliced from 2 exons. Lineage: Eukaryota; Viridiplantae; Streptophyta; Magnoliopsida; Malvales; Malvaceae.
AUGUCACGAGCAGCCGAGCUUAGGAGGGAAAUAGUGGGAAUUCACCAAUUGGAGAGUGAAUCGCUCUACGACUACUGGGAGCAGUACAAAAAAUUGUGUGCGAGUUGUCCUCAACAUGGAUUGACCGAACAAUCACUUCUUCAAUAUUUCUACGAGGGUUUGCUCCCUAUGGAAAUGAAGAUGAUCAACGCUGCUAGCGGAGGAGCGCUUGUCAAUAUGACCCCUCAAAGGGCAAGAGAGCUAAUAUCCACCAUGGCGGCAAAUUCUCAACAAUAUCAACCAAAUUCAGAGCCGACAAGACGGGUUAAUGGGGUAAACGUUUCAACUUUAGAAGAUAAAUUGGAUAAGCUUAUGAAUGUUGUUCAAUCUUUGCUUACAGAAAAGAAGAGUUUGACCCCAUUAUGUGGAAUUUGUACUACGUUUAAACACCAGACGGAUUUCUGCCCAAUCCUUAACGAUAAUUCAACGACACAUGUAGAUGCUGUCGGAGGUUUUCCAAGACCUCCACAAAGACACUAUGAUCUUUUCUCCAACACCUACAAUCCCGAGUGGAAGGAUCAUCCCAACCUGAAUUACGAAGCUAAUCCCCGAUAUAAUCCACCAUACCAACCGAGACAUCUGCAACCACCACCACAACACAAGCCGAGCACAUCUCUAAAAGCUGUCGUGGAAAGACUUGCUGCCGAUGCUGCAAAAUAUCAACAGAGGACAGACGCAUCAAUACAAGAGUUAACUAAUCAAGUUAGUAAACUCUCGUUGGCAGUUAAUCGCUUGGAGUCUCAAGUGCCAGCCAAAAAUCAUGGGCAAGAAAAGGAACGAGAAAACCAGAUCUCGGAUCCAACAGCAAGGCCAGAAUCGGAAGUUCAGAAACCAGUUGUGAUGCCACCUCAUUUUCCAGGGAGGCUUGCAAGGGAUAAGAAAGAGAAGGAGGAAAAAGAAAUCCUCGAGACAUUCAGGAAGGUGGAGGUAAAUAUCUCUUUACUCGAUGCUAUCAAACAGAUCCCUCGUUUUGCAAAAUUCCUCAAGGAAUUGUGUACUAGCAAAAGGAGGUUAAUAGGUAAUGAAAGAGUAAAUGUAGGAGAAAAUGUCUCCGCAGUGCUGCAAAAGAAUGUUCCACCCAAAUACAAGGACCAAAGUAUGUUUGCUAUUCCUUGUGAGAUAGGCAAUAUAGGCAUUAAGAAAGCCAUGUGCAAUUUAGGGGCUUCCAUUAAUGUUAUGCCUUAUUCUAUUUAUAAACUGAUUAACGCGGGUCCUUUAAAAGAGACAGGAGUAAUAAUCCAGUUGGCAGACAGGACAGUCGUCUAUCCUGAAGGGCUGCUUGAAGACGUCUUUGUUAAAGUUAACGAAUUAGUUUUCCCUGCAGAUUUUUACAUUAUCGACAUGGAGGAUGACAAAUCGGCUAAUUCAUCUGACAUAAUCCUUGGGAGACCAUUCUUGAGUACAGCACGAACGAGAAUUGAUGUUUGGAGUGGAACACUUACCAUGGAAUUUGACAAUGAAAUGGUUAAGUUUAAUGUUAAUGAAGAUAUGGGACAUCUCAAUGAUCAGUCACAAAUCGUGUCUUGCAGGAAUGUAAAUCCCGAUGUUAAGCAAGAGGAAUUAUCGAUGAUCCAAAAACCAAUACGUGAAGCUGUGAUGAAAGCCUCGAAAUUGGAAAUCAAACCGUUUCUAGAACAUACAAGGAUUUCAAUAGAGGAAAAUGUAAAGAUUAACGAAGAAGAUCAAAUGAUAGGAGAAUCCGAGAAAUGCUUCAAGGAUAGUGGAAAAAAGUCGAACCCUUUUUGCAAGAAUAUCUAA